AGACUAUUCAAUGCGGUGCUACAAUUGUUAGAAUCUUUAUAAAAAUUUUGUGUUAAGUAUAGUAAUGAGUUCGUUCGAGGGAACGAUGUUUUUAUAUAAAGAUGCAGUGCUCGAUAAUUUCGAAGAGAAAAAUAGGAUGAAAUCAAUUUAUUUUUUAUCUCAUUUUCAUGCAGAUCAUAUGACGGGCCUUAAAACAGAAUCCUUUAAAAAUUGUCUUACAGCAAAUAAUGCAAAAAUCUGUAUGUCGAAAAUUACGCAGUCGUUAUUAUUAAACCGAAAAGAAUACAGUCACUUAGAUAAAUUAAUUCAAGUGCUUGAUGUUAAUGUCGCUCACCGUAUUAAAUUAAGAAAAGAAAACCCGUAUUAUGUCACAGUUACCCUUCUACCUGCUGGUCACUGCCCUGGCUCUGUCAUGUUCUUGUUUGAAGGGGAACAGGGCAACAUUCUCUAUACUGGUGAUUUCAGAUUAGCAAGGCAGGAUAUUGAGAGUAUGAAUGCCCUCUUUGUAAAUGGACGGCCUAAAGAUUUAAAAGCUAUUCAUUGCGAUACGACCUUCUUAGUAGAGAAAGCAAAAUACUUACCUACACGGCAACUUUUAACUAGUCAUAUUCUAGAGCUAAUACGAGGCUGGCUGGACUCUUCUAAAAAGCAUCAAAUUGUAUUGAAACACAAAGCUACAUUGGGCUACGAACAGAUCUAUGUUGAUAUAUAUAAUAAUCUAAAUGAAAAGGUUCACGUUAAUUCAUCAAAUUACAAAGUUUAUCAAACAAUUGAUGAUAUUGCAAGAUCAACAACGCCAACCAUGAAUGAAAGUAUACGCGUUCAUUGUAGAUGUUGGACUAAAGAACAAAGCACUAACUCUUGUCUACCUUGCGAAGCAAGCGCAGCCCCAGAUGAUAUCUUAUUUAUUUCACUAUCGGCCUUAGGGUUUGUUCAAGGCCUGCGUAACGAAGACGUCUUAAUUAAAGUUGGAGAAAAUUCCUAUAAGGGUCUCUACUCAUUUCAUUCCUCUUAUAUGGAGAUAUGUGAUCUAAUAAGGAUACUAAAGCCGGAUAGGGUAUUCCCUAACGUCAUCCCCAAUGGUCAAUCAGCUGAAGAGGUUCAAGAACGAUUAAAUGCACUUGUAAGUAACUAUCAGAAAGAGAAAGAAGAACGCGAGAUUGAACUUCUCAAUGAAGCAAAGAAAAAAACAUCUAUCUUUCGGGCAGAAAUGACCAAUCAUUCUCAUGAAUUUGAUUUCUUUCAUUCACUUAAUGAUGAGCAGACACAAAAUAAGGUGAAUUUUCAGACAGAAACUGUUCUUAAUUCUAAAUUUCGAUACCUUGGAAAUUUCUUAAAGGCUGAAAAUCGAACUCAAAAGGUUAAAGAUUCCAGAGGCGUAAAAUAUAACGAAAAAACUGGUAUGUUUAGUUUUGGAUUUGCCUGUGAAACGCUUUCGGAAAAAGAACCUUCUCAAUCUACUAAUGCAUCUCUAAACGAAGAUACUAAGUCUACUGAAGGAGCUGAAGAAGAGAUGGAACAAACGUUACAAGAUGAAACGCAAAAGGGUAUAACGAAUACGAAAGAGUUAAAGAGUAUUUUAGAAAAGACGGAUCAUUUAACAAACUACACGAAUAAGCCGAAAAGUAAUAGCGUAUUUAAUGAGGAAGAACGUUCUGCUGCUGCAGAUGAUAAAGAUGAUGAGGCUAAAUCGUCAGAGAGUAAGAAACGUAAAUUAAAUGAUGGAACGGGAGUUGCUGAUGAAAGAUCCCUGAACGAAAGCAACGUCUCUCAGUCCUCAAAAGUGAUUGAAAAUACAUCCAAUCCUUUGAAGAGAAAACCAGUAGAAAAUAAAGACAUACCAAUUAUUUAUAUUUCCUCUGAUUCUGAACCUACUCAACCAAACCCUCCAAGACAUUACGAAAUUGCCUUGUUAGCUUCUCAGCCUAUGGAGCCGGAUAUGACUAGAAUGACACAAGGUGGUUGGUUAAUUAACUAUGCACGAGGUGAACAAGAGAUAGUUUACUUAUCCGACGAUACCGAUACAGAAGAAGGAGAAAUUCUGUACGAGGAGCAGGUAAAUUUCCUAAUUAAAAAAGUUAACUGCUUUAAUCCUUUUGUUCUUUCUAUUAAGCUUCGUAAGAGGAAACAGAAUAUGAGAGAAAGAUGGGCCAGAAGAUGGGAGGAGAAAAUAAAAAAUCCUAAUAUUGCACAAGAAGAUUUAGAGGCAAUGGAAAAGCGAUAUAAAAUGCUCGAUAAUUGUCACUUAAAUUCUAGUCAAAAGAUUAUAGACAGAGAUUGCAACGAUUCAGUUGAAUUAGGUAAAACGGUUACAAAAAUGGAUUUAAAUAGUCAAGAAUACGAAGGAGAUCUCGAUACAACAAAUGAAAGUUAUAUAUCGAAUAACUUCAAGAACAGAAUUAAACGAUUAACAAAGAAGAGAAAUUCUCCUUCAGCUCAUGAUGUUGUUGAUUUGACAGUUGAUUAAUAUAUUGAUAAUUGGAUUCUAAUUUAAUCAAAAAUUCUUCACUGCCUAGACAGCAUUCCGCCUGAAUAAACUGUUAAUUGAACAGUUGCAAAGAGUUUUCACCUAUAUUAUUUAAUUGGUUAUCUUAAUUGCCAAAUUUCAUGUUAUUAGCUGUCCUCGACAGAAACAUUUUCAUCUUCUUCGGACAGAGUCCUUGUAAUUUGAUUUCUGAAGGCAUCCGGGUAUUUCUUUUCGAUGAUGCUCUUUAGAUGUCGAAUUUUUUUGAAUACAAAAUCCAAAUCUCUCUUCAAAGUGAAUAAAACUUGAUUAUGUUUAAGAUAAUCAUUCAUACUGCUCUGAUAUCUUAGGUGAGAUAAUUGAUUAAAUGUCAUGAGCAUUUCAUUUGUUUUCUCAAAUCUAGCAAGCAUACUCCUUUGCGAUUCUAUAAUUCUGUCGACAUCUUUAGUUUUUAUAAUACCGGUAAAGCUUUCGAGAAAGACAUCAGAGGGAUCGUGAAUAUUAUCAUUAUUUGUCGAUGACGAAGCUGACGAGUCAAUAUUCAUAGUUAAAGCAUGUAGGCAAUUCUUUAGGAGAAUUGAGUAUUUCGUCUUUUCAGAUAAUAAAUUAAAAGAAGCAAAAAAUUCAUUGACUGGUACCAGUUUUC
Dimorphilus gyrociliatus is the source of this 3110-nucleotide messenger RNA. Lineage: Eukaryota; Metazoa; Annelida; Polychaeta; Dinophilidae. The record is from the annotation of a GenBank genome assembly.